ACAACUUUGGUACCGCGCAGCAGACGUUAAAAAGCCUACGUCAUUUGUAGACAGUGAUCAAUUAUUAGUGACGUCAUGAUACGACCUCUGACUUACUUGUGUGUGUUCGUAGUGGCUUGUAUUCCAAUUGAAUGUCUCGAGUUCCAGAUUGACCGAACGUCUCCCAGAGUUCCUGGCGCCUUCUGUGCCAGGUUGUCUUGUCAAGAAAACCUGGACACUGACCCUGUGACGUAUUCACUGGUCAACAUAUCGAUCUACAGAGAGUCACGUGACAGGAUGCUGCUGGCUUCACUCACAGAGGUGGACGGUCAACUACGUCAUCAGGGUCACACCGGGGUCAAGGUCAAUGGGUCAAUUGGUAAAACAUCAGCAGACAUGGAGGUGUUGAUGUCAGUGACGUCAUAUUGUCAGGACACGGCGUUUGUUUGUCAGGUGAUGUUUGCUGACGACAAGGGACAGAUUGGUGUCAGGGAAAAAGUUGUCCCCCCUUCCACAAUUCCGAUAACCCCAGAAAAAUCAAGAGACUUAACCCCAGCUCUCAAAAGAAAUGAUCGCCAACGAAGAUCAACUCAGCUGAUUGAUAUAGAUACGUCAGCACUGAUGAACGAUUCUGAGAGUGCAACUGACCUGAAGAAAAGGUUUUUAAAGAUUCUCGAGGCGCAACAAACACUUGUACAAAACUUAACCCACAAGCUCGAGAUGAGAGUUUUAGACGUUGAAAACAUGUUUCAACUCCUGCAUCAACAACUCGACAUUUCCAAAAACGAGAGUCACAACCAGACCGGUAGCUUCAUCUAUUGGCCUUUCUCGUACGCUGAGUUUAUUUCACAACCUAAGCGAAUCAAAUGUGAGCGGAACAUGGACCCCUGUUACCCAAAGAUGACCUUGGUUGUCCUUGAGAACGGGAGGGUCGUCAUGUGUGACACUGAAACAGACGGAGGGGGGUGGAUCGUCAUGCAGCGUCGACUAAUUGGUGACGUCAGCUUUCAACGAAACUGGUAUGACUACAAGCACGGGUUCGGAUCCUACAACGGAGAUUUCUGGCUGGGUAACGAGCUCGUCUCUAACUUAACGUCUAAGGGUCUCUUUGACCUGAGGAUAGAGAUGAAUUACAACAACGGAGAUCACGUGAUUCAGUACGACAGUUUUAGGGUGGAGGACGAGAGCUCGUGGUACAAACUCCGGCUUGGUCUUCUAACUGCUGGAUCUUACAAUGAUUUGUACAACCACAAGGACAUGGAGUUCUACACACACGAUAGGGAAAGUCCAGGUCAAUGUGUUAAAGCUUGGGUGGGCGGCUGGUGGUACCACAACGCUGGCUGUCAUCAUGUUAACCCCAACGGUCUCUGGAACACCCACUCAGAUCAGGGCAUGAGGUGGGCUAGCUUCACUGGUUCUAACUCAGUCAGCAGGAUUGAGUUUAAGUUUCGGAGACGUGCUAAUUAACUUGUGUAGCUAAUUAACUUGUGUAACUAAUUAAAUUGCGCAGCAAAUUAAAUUGUGUUGCAGUGUAGAUCUUUACAUUCAACAUCAAAUGAAUUCACCAGGCUGAUAUACUUAGGUAAACGAUGAAUGGCUAUAU
This is a messenger RNA of Physella acuta, 1582 nucleotides long. RefSeq lists its product as uncharacterized. The record is from RefSeq and is a predicted model, not a curated record. Lineage: Eukaryota; Metazoa; Mollusca; Gastropoda; Physidae.